GGACUUGCCAAACUAAUAAGUGAAGACGCAAAUCAAACCCUGCGUGGACAAAUGAAGUUCCCAAUCAAAUGGACAGCACCGGAAGCUGCGCUGAAAAACGAAUUUUCUAUCAAAUCGGACGUCUGGUCAUUUGGUGUACUCAUGUAUGAAAUGAUCACACUUGGACGAGUUCCAUAUGCGGGAAUGACAAAUGCUGAGGUGAUCCCGAACAUAUACAAUGGCUACCGGAUGCCUAAGCCCACUGACUCCGCCAUCGGAUGUCCAGACUGGUACUACGAGACAAUGCUCAAAUGUUGGAAUGACAAUCCCGAAGCAAGACCAACCUUUCAACACCUCUAUAACACAUUUGUCGACGAAUGCUCUAAUGAGCCUUAAAUAUAUAAAGAAAAUAAUUCCAGCUGAUAUUGUUGAACAAUGAAAACAACUGUCUAUCAACAGAAAGUUACUGAGAGAUAUCGGUACUCAUGAUAGGGUCUCACAAAACAUCUAGGACAAAAUAGAGCGAAAACAGAUGCUAACAAACGAAGAUAUUCAGGGAUAAAUGAUGAGAGAGAGAGAGAGAGAGAGAGAGAGAGAGAGAGAGAGAGAGAGAGAGAGAGAGAGAGAGAGAGAGAGAGAGAGAGAGAGAGAGAGAGAGAGAGAGAGAGAG
This is a messenger RNA of Gigantopelta aegis, 649 nucleotides long. RefSeq names its product tyrosine-protein kinase SRK3-like. Gene Ontology annotation, cellular component: signaling receptor complex. The coding region runs from base 52 to 375 and encodes 107 amino acids. Gene Ontology annotation, biological process: positive regulation of kinase activity; protein phosphorylation; multicellular organism development. The record is from RefSeq and is a predicted model, not a curated record. Lineage: Eukaryota; Metazoa; Mollusca; Gastropoda; Neomphalida; Peltospiridae. The transcript is spliced from 3 exons. Gene Ontology annotation, molecular function: transmembrane receptor protein tyrosine kinase activity; ATP binding.